AUGCAAACCUAUAGCACAUUCCUUUCACAGUACAAUUAUGUCAGCCAAUCGCGGCAAGCCGAGGAAUAUGAGAUUGAGCGGGAGCGACUCCAGCUGGGCUCCAAAUUGGGAGAGGGGCGCUUUGGAAUGGUGUGUGAGGGCGUGUACCACCAAAACUUGAGACGUCGGCUCAAGGUGGCGGUAAAGGAAUCCAAGACGUUGCAAGAAGACAACACGCUCAUGCUGGAGGCUCAAAUGAUGAUGUCGCUCUUGCAUCCGCACCUGGUGGCGCUGGUGGGCACGUGCAUGCUAGAGCGUCCCUACCAGCUCGUUGUCGAAUUUAUGGCCAACGGCGACCUCAAGUCGUACUUAGCUGCCUGUGACUCAGUGACACCCAAGGAGGAGGUAGAUAGCAUGACCAUCCUCUCCAUCGCUCGGCAGAUUGGCUCGGCCAUGGCCUUUUUGGAGCAGCGGAGCAUCAUUCACCGCGACCUAGCUGCGCGCAACAUUUUGGUCUCAGAGCAGGGGCUUCGAGAACUAAAGCUGGCUGAUUUUGGCUUGGCACGAGCCAUGAGUACUGAAUCGGGCUACCUGAGCAGCAAUGAAACCCUGCCUUUCCGCUCUUUGGCGCCCGAGGUGUUCCAAACGCAGACAUUUACUAGCGCGAGUGAUGUGUGGGCCUUUGCCGUAUUGCUCUGGGAAUGCAGCACGCUCGCCAAGGAGCGACCUUAUAGCAACGCGCGCAAUGGGGCUGAAGUGUUUCAACAACUCAAGAGUGGUUUUCGCCUACAGCGGCCGCCGUUGUGCGUGGAAGAUAUCUACCGCAUCAUGCAACGUUGCUGGGAGUUUAAUCCCGCCCAGCGGCCUUCGUUUGCGGUCUUGCUCCAUGAAUUUGCAACCAUG
Monosiga brevicollis MX1 is the source of this 882-nucleotide messenger RNA. RefSeq lists its product as uncharacterized. Gene Ontology annotation, cellular component: signaling receptor complex. Lineage: Eukaryota; Choanoflagellata; Craspedida; Salpingoecidae. The annotation marks the transcript as partial. The record is from RefSeq and is a predicted model, not a curated record. Gene Ontology annotation, molecular function: ATP binding; transmembrane receptor protein tyrosine kinase activity. Gene Ontology annotation, biological process: multicellular organism development; protein phosphorylation; cell surface receptor protein tyrosine kinase signaling pathway. The transcript is spliced from 3 exons.